Messenger RNA from Pomacea canaliculata, 4162 nucleotides. RefSeq lists its product as uncharacterized. The record is from RefSeq and is a predicted model, not a curated record. Bases 515 to 2068 code for a protein of 517 amino acids. Lineage: Eukaryota; Metazoa; Mollusca; Gastropoda; Architaenioglossa; Ampullariidae. Gene Ontology annotation, biological process: regulation of apoptotic process. The transcript has 8 exons.
GGGUGUCAACAUGGCUGCCCCUGCCUAAAUUGGCGGUCUGUUUAACCAACUAGCGUUAUUAGUAGCGACGCAACUAACAUCAAUCACAUUUUGUACAGUCGUAUUCCCACGGGAAUUAAGGAAAUUGUUUUCAAUAAGGAUUUCAAAAAUGUCUUAUUUUAUAAUAAUAAAAUCAAGACGAUGCACCAUUGUGUCAAGACUGUCGAGUGUCGUGUAAGAAACAAAUCUUAAUCUUAUUCCGGUAGUCAUUAAUCAGCAAAGCAGCCAAACGAUAACAGACUUUCGCUGUCUCGACAAGCUUUAAGGAAACUGCGUUUCUGUGGUAUCAGUAGUGCAAUGUUCGGCAGAGGUCUCACUAAAUUAUUAGGAAAAGUCAUUAGGUAACAUUUCAUUAUCAUUACCGAACAGUGUAGUGAUAUAAAUAUCUGCCCCCAUUUUACUUGGUAGAUGUGCUGAACCAUGUUUGGUCAGGAUAAUUUGCAAUCAUUGCUGUAGAUAUGAUAAAGAUGAUAAGAUGGCCAAGGAUUCCAGUCGGGAGAGUAAUGAGUCAUUGGCCCGAGAGAUUCAAUGCUUGGAGAGGGAAAAGGAAGAAUUGGAACAAAGUAACAAAAGACAAACAUUGGAGCAAAGGGUGCGAGAGCUGAGAAGUACGGUUAGCUCACUUAGAUCAGAUAAUAGGAGCACUUCAUCAAUAACUGAUGGAAGAGUUAGUGCUGAGACCACCCAAGCAAGGACACAUUUAAAGAGUCAUCAACAUUAUGGAGAUAGUGAUGCAGGCGGGUUUUCUGAGCUGCAUUCAGCUCUGAAAGAAAGUCAGGACAAUUUGCGGGCUCUGAGUAGCCAUCAUUUACACUCCUCAACCCCUUCAUCAUCAAGUGGCAGAAGAAGAGACAAUAAUGUAAACCAGACACGUGUGGUGUCAUCAGAAAGUAGCGCCGAGAGUGAUGGUGGUGAUGAUGUCAUGUCGCAAGCCCACAAGCAAGCCAUUCAGGAAAAUCGUGACAUUCUUGUUGAAAACUUGAUUCCAGACGAUAUCUUUAAUGACCUCAUUUCCCGCAAGAUCUUCACCACAGCUGAUGUAUCUCGUAUCAAGGAUCGUAACACAAGGGAGGCAAUUAAUGAAGAAUUGCUGAACCAUCUUUGUAGACGGUCAGAUCGAGCAUUUUAUGUAUUUGUACAAUCACUUCGGAGGACUCUGCAGGAUUUUUUGGCUAAUCGCAUUGACCCACAACCAUCUUCAAAAGCUCAUAAAAAAAAGAGAAAACGGCAGACAGGUGAGUUAAACAUAAGCAUUGACUGUGAUGAUGUGAUACCACAUGCAACACCUAGACGAAGGGGAAGAGGUCGAGGGAACUCAAUGAGCAAAGCUCUGUGCUCGUGUCAGGAAGUGGAAGAGCAGAUACUGACAAUGGCAAAAGAAGCGUACCGCAACAUUCGGCGCAGAGAUGCUACCCCUGCUGCUUUUGAGCAGUUUAGAAAAGAACUUCACCAGACCAAUGAAAUAAUCAAAGACUCAAUGGAAAUAAUGCACACACUCAAGAUUCUAUGUCGUCAUGGAGAUCUAGAAGCAAUAUCAGAAGGCAGUGUGCAGUUCUGGCUUCGCUGUCAUUCACAAACUGAUGCACAGGCACUAUGGGGCAUGUAUGUCUCUGGCAAACUUCUGAGGUUAUUUCAGCGGGCCUUCGUGACUCCAUCAUUACAGAAGCGAUGCCGGGCACAGCACAUACGUUUACGAGUUUACAUCCAUGAAGAGGAAUAUUUGUGCUGCCUAGCUGAACUAAGUGCACAAAGUGACAGAAAUGUCAGGUUGGGAAACAACUGCACCAUUGGCAGGUCCACACCACAUUCAGAACCUCAGAAAAAGCGGGCAAAGGCAGUAUCUUAUGAAAAGAGAUCACUGGAUCCUUACACCCGACCCCUACCUCGACAGGCUUUUCAGGAAAUAUCCAAGAAUCUCAAAGUUCAUCUUGACAUGUCUUAUGAAGUAGAGGGUUCCACAGUUCCUGCAUCCUGUAUGCAAGAGAAGGCUGGUUACAAUUUUCGAGUUCGACCAGUGCAUAUGUGCUGAUGAAAAAUACUUAAACAAAUGUGUAGACUUGAAUGACAAGAGCAGCUUGAUUCAUGUUGUAUACACCUGCUCCAAAGUUAUUGGCAUGGCCUAGAGUGACUCUCAGUCUGUUUAACAGAAAGAUACUUUUUAAAGUUUCUGAAAUUCUAUGUGAAGAUAGGCAUGUCCUUUUGGGAAAGAUCCAUCAUCUUCCUUCAGGCCAUGAUUCUGUGUACCUGCAUGCAGGAUCAACAAAUUGAGGCUGUCCUUUGUAUUUUUGGCAGUCCAACUUCUGAAUGUUGCUGUGUGUGAAUAAAUGUUUAUCCUAUAUGUGAGCCUGAAUCAUGAUUGUAUGAGGGUCUGUUGGGUGCAGUGAGUAUCUUUUAUGCUAGGGUAUUUUUUAUUGUUGUGCUUCUGUAUAGAGCUGCUUCUAAUUGCCCUCUGAGAUAGUCAUAUCUAUCUUUUUCAUAAUGUGCCAUGUUCAUGUACCGGUAUGGAUAUUUUUGGUGUGGUACUGAUUGAUGUCAUAUAUAACAUACAUCAGCCAAGAAACAGUCAUUAUGUGAAGAGAUUUGUCACACUGAAAUGAAGUGUAUGUUUAAACUUUCAUGAGAACAUGUUGGAAGAAUACUUCCUGACUUGAACCACAAGAGAUAGCUGUUUGUACUUCUUAAUCCCAUUCUUUACCUUUAUGGAAUAGUCAAAGAUCUUGGCACAGACUUAAUUUGAAUGGUAUUUUCUAAGUUUCUGUACAGUUUUCAUAAAUGUGACAUCUACAGACAUGUCAUCUUUGUUGAUAUAAAACUAAUUGCAACUCUACAAAAAAAGGGGUCUCCCAAAUGUGCUUGUACCUUCAGGAGAAACAUUUUUAGUCAUUACCACUUUGAAUAGUUAUUGAUGCUAUCAAAUUUAAAAUGUUGCCAUAUAAUUUGAGAAAACCAGGACAUUCCUGCUAAUUACUAGAAAUAGUUGAUCACAGUUUCCUGUGUUUUUACAGUGUGUAUCUGGUGUAGUAAAAUCAUGACCAAGUUUAUUGAAGUGGCUUUCCUGUAACAAAUCUGGUUUGAGGGGUGUUUGAACUCUCCAUGUUCGUUUUUGUUUUUGUAGUGCCCUUGGAUUAUCAUCUGCUAAAUACUGAUGAUCUGUGCUUUUAGUUGCAUUUGCCUGCCACUGUUCUGUUGACCUGACUUUCAACCCCACUGUUGUCUCCUUCAUUGUCCAACAGUCCCAACACCUUAUCUGCUUCAUCUCAAUUCCAGUUUUUCAUAUGCUGGAUUCAUUCGCCAGUUUCUUGCAGAUGUUCAGUUCUUUCUGCUGUAUGGUUCAUUUUCCUCACAACAUUGCUCCCACCCCAUCCCCCCUGUUGCUUUAGAUUGGGGAUAUAUGUGAGUCAACAAGUGUGGUCUGGAUCCUCUGAUCUCUUAUCUACAAUCCUCCUGCUUUAUUCAUUUCCCUCACUGCCAGUGUGUUGAUGCCACCCCCCAUGACGUGUGUGCCAAAAAUGGACAACUAUAUGUUGUUGUUGCCACCACCACAAUCACUACUAUUGCCACUGAUACUACAACUACAAAUCACUGCUGCAAGUCAAAAGUUGAAAGACUGUCAGAAGAAUAAAGGGCUAGAAAAGGAUAGUUUGGUAAUGAUUAUGGCACAACAAACUCUGCUUUGAGAUCAUUAUUAUUCUGUUUAUAUUUUUUUUGAAGCGCUUUAGGUACGCUUUUAUGGUGGAGUAAAGCGCAAUAUAAAUUAACUUUAUUAUCAUUGAACCCUGAACAAACCAAAGUAUGUGAAUUUUUAUUUUACUUUGCAUCUGCAAGACUUGCAGUGGGUAUGCCCCACAGCAAACUUUAGUAGGCUCAGACUGAUAAACAUAAUGUAGUGGAUGCCAUAUCCUGUGACCUGUGAAAACUAUUGAACAAAGAUCCCUCACCUGAGGCAUAGGUAUCUGUGUAUGUGCCAACAGAUAUGUUUGUCGUGGUUUACAUUUUUAAACAUUUUGAUGCCAUGAUGUUUAGCUUGUGAUAUAAUUAAGAACAAACUUUAGGUAAGUGAAAUGGUAUUAAAUGUCCUGACGUUGCUAGUUUUUAAUAAACAUUUAAAAAUGAUGCUCAUUAA